AUUUCUGACUACAUAAGUGCAGAAAGAUACGGGAGGAAACUGUUUUACUUAUACAGAGAGUAUGGAAUUAUGCUUUAUAAACUUGGCGAAAGCCUAAAGGCAAAGGAAUAUGUUGAGAAGGCCCUUGCCAUAACAACCAAAAUUGGCGACAGAAGCGGAGAAGCAUCAUGUUAUGGAAACCUAGGUACUGUGUUUAAGUCGCCUGGCCAAUACGACAAGGCUGAAGAGUAUCUCCAAAAAGCACUUGUCAUCACAACUGAAAUUGGCGACAGAAAAGGGGAGGCAGCUAACUAUGGAAGCCUCGGUACUGUGUUUAUGUCCGUUGGCCAAUACGACAAGGCUAAAGAGUAUCUCCAAAAAGCGCUUGUCAUCAGAACUGAUAUUGGCGACAGAGAAGGGGAAGCAUCAUGUUAUGGAAACCUAGGUAGUGUGUUUCUGUCCGUUGGCAAAUACGACAAGGCUAAAGAGUAUCUCCAAAAAGCGCUUGUCAUCACAACUGAUAUUGGCGACAGAAGCGGAGAAGCAUCAUGUUAUGAAAACCUAGGUAGUGUGUUUCUGUCCGUUGGCCAAUACGACAAGGCUGAAGAGUAUCUCCAAAAAGCGCUUGUCAUCACAACUGAAAUUGGCGACAGAGAAGGGGAGGCAUCAUGUUAUGGAAACCUAGGUACUGUGUUUAAAACUGUUGGCCAAUACGACAAGGCUAAAGAGUAUCUCCAAAAAGCGCUUGUCAUCAGAACUGAAAUUGGCGACAGAAAAGGGGAGGCAGCUAACUAUGGAAACCUCGGUACUGUGUUUAUGUCCGCUGGCCAAUACGACAAGGCUAAAGAGUAUCUCCAAAAAGCGCUUGCCAUAACAACCAAAAUUGGCGACAGAAGCGGAGAAGCAUCAUGUUAUGGAAACCUAGGUACUGUGUUUAAGUCGCUUGGCCAAUACGACAAGGCUAAAGAGUAUCUCCAAAAAGCGCUUGUCAUCACAGCUGAAAUUGGCGACAGAAAAGGGGAAGUAGCUAACUAUGGAAACCUCGGUACUGUGUUUAAGUCGCUUGGCCAAUACGACAAGGCUGAAGAGUAUCUCCAAAAAGCGCUUGUCAUCACAGCUGAGAUUGGCGACAGAAGAGGGGAGGCAGCUAGCUAUGGAAACCUAGGUAUUGUGUUUCUGUCAGUUGGCCAAUACGACAAGGCUAAAGAGUAUCUCCAAAAAGCGCUUGUCAUCAAAACUGAAAUUGGCGACAGAGGAGGGGAGGCGGCUCACUAUGGAAACCUAGGUAGUGUGUUUCUGUCCGUUGGCCAAUACGACAAGGCUAAAGAGUAUCUCCAAAAAGCGCUUGUCAUCACAACUGAAAUUGGCGACAGAAGAGGGGAGGCAGCUAACUAUGGAAGCCUAGGUACUGUGUUUAUGUCCGUUGGCCAAUACGACAAGGCUGAAGAGUAUCUCCAAAAAGCGCUUGUCAUCACAACUGAAAUUGGCGACAGAAGAGGGGAGGCAGCUAACUAUGGAAGCCUAGGUACUGUGUUUAUGUCCGUUGGCCAAUACGACAAGGCUGAAGAGUAUCUCAAAAAAGCGCUUGUCAUCACAACUGAAAUUGGCGACAGAAAAGGGGAGGCAGCUAACUAUGGAAAUCUCGGUACUGUGUUUACGUCCGUUGGCCAAUACGACAAGGCUAAAGAGUAUCUCCAAAAAGCGCUUGUCAUCAGAACUGAUAUUGGCGACAGAGAAGGGGAAGCAUCAUGUUAUGAAAACCUAGGUAGUGUGUUUCUGUCCGUUGGCCAAUACGACAAGGCUGAAGAGUAUCUCCAAAAAGCGCUUGUCAUCACAACUGAAAUUGGCGACAGAGAAGGGGAAGCAUCAUGUUAUGGAAACCUAGGUAGUGUGUUUCUGUCAGUUGGCCAAUACGACAAGGCUAAAGAGUAUCUCCAAAAAGCGCUUGUCAUCAGAACUGAAAUUGGCGUCAGAAAAGGGGAGGCAGCUAACUAUGGAAACCUCGGUACUGUGUUUAUGUCCAUUGGCCAAUACGACAAGGCUAAAGAGUAUCUCCAAAAAGCGCUUGCCAUAACAACCAAAAUUGGCGAUAGAAGCGGAGAAGCAUCAUCUUAUGGAAACCUAGGUACUGUGUUUAAGUCGCUUGGCCAAUACGACAAGGCUCAAGAGUAUCUCCAAAAAGCGCUUGUCAUCACAACUGAAAUUGGCGACAGAAAAGGGGAGGCAGCUAACUAUGGAAACCUCGGUACUGUGUUUAAGUCGCUUGGCCAAUACGACAAGGCUGAAGAGUAUCUCCAAAAAGCGCUUGUCAUCACAGCUGAAAUUGGCGACAGAAGAGGGGAGGCAGCUACCUAUGGAAACCUAGGUAGUGUGUUUCUGUCAGUUAGCCAAUACGACAAGGCUAAAGAGUAUCUCCAAAAAGCGCUUGUCAUCAGAACUGAAAUUGGCGACAGAGAAGGGGAGGCGGCUCACUAUGGAAACCUAGGUAGUGUGUUUCUGUCCGUUGGCCAAUACGACAAGGCUAAAGAGUAUCUCCAAAAAGCGCUUGUCAUCACAACUGAAAUUGGCGACAGAAGAGGGGAGGCAGCUAACUAUAGAAGCCUAGGUACUGUGUUUAUGUCCGUUGGCCAAUACGACAAGGCUGAAGAGUAUCUCCAAAAAGCGCUUGUCAUCACAACUGAAAUUGGCCACAGAAAAGGGGAGGCAGCUAACUAUGGAAACCUCGGUACUGUGUUUAUGUCCGUUGGCCAAUACGACAAGGCUAAAGAGUAUCUCCAAAAAGCGCUUGUCAUCACAACUGAAAUUGGCGACAGAAGAGGGGAGGCAGCUAACUUUGGAAGCCUAGGUACUGUGUUUAUGUCCGUUGGCCAAUACGACAAGGCUAAAGAGUAUCUCCAAAAAGCGCUUGUCAUCAGAACUGAUAUUGGCGACAGAGAAGGGGAAGCAUCAUGUUAUGAAAACCUAGGUACUGUGUUUAUGUCCGUUGGCCAAUACGACAAGGCUGAAGAGUAUCUCCAAAAAGCGCUUGUCAUCACAACUGAAAUUGGCGACAGAAAAGGGGAGGCAUCAUGUUAUGGAAACCUGGGUACUGUGUUUAAAACUGUUGGCCAAUACGACAAGGCUAAAGAGUAUCUCCAAAAAGCGCUUGUCAUCACAACUGAAAUUGGCGACAGAAAAGGGGAGGCAGCUAACUAUGGAAACCUCGGUACUGUGUUUAUGUCCGCUGGCCAAUACGACAAGGCUAAAGAGUAUCUCCAAAAAGCGCUUGCCAUAACAACCAAAAUUGGCGACAGAAGCGGAGAAGCAUCAUGUUAUGGAAACCUAGGUACUGUGUUUAAGUCGCUUGGCCAAUACGACAAGGCUGAAGAGUAUCUCCAAAAAGCGCUUGUCAUCACAACUGAAAUUGGCGACAGAAGAGGGGAGGCAGCUAACUAUGGAAGCCUAGGUACUGUGUUUAUGUCCGUUGGCCAAUACGACAAGGCUGAAGCGUAUCUCCAAAAAGCGCUUGUCAUCACAACUGAUAUUGGCGACAGAAGCGGAGAAGCAUCAUGUUAUGGAAACCUAAGUACUGUGUUUCUGUCCGUUGGCCAAUACGACAAGGCUGAAGAGUAUCUCCAAAAAGCGCUUGUCAUCAGAACUGAUAUUGGCGACAGAGAAGGGGAAGCAUCAUGUUAUGGAAACCUAGGUAGUGUGUUUCUGUCAGUUGGCCAAUACGACAAGGCUAAAGAGUAUCUCCAAAAAGCGCUUGUCAUCACAACUGAAAUUGGCAACAGAAAAGGGGAAGCAGCUAACUAUGGAAACCUCGGUACUGUGUUUAUGUCCGUUGGCCAAUACGACAAGGCUAAAGAGUAUCUCCAAAAAGCGCUUGUCAUCAGAACUGAUAUUGGCGACAGGGAAGGGGAAGCAUCAUGUUAUGGAAACCUAGGUAGUUUGUUUCUGUCCGUUGGCCAAUACGACAAGGCUGAAGAGUAUCUCCAAAAAGCGCUUGUCAUCACAACUGUUAUUGGCGACAGAAGGGGAGAAGCAUUAUGUUAUGAAAACCUAGGUAGUGUGUUUCUGUCCGUUGGCCAAUACGACAAGGCUGAAGAGUAUCUCCAAAAAGCGCUUGUCAUCACAACUGAAAUUGGCGAUAGAGAAGGGGAGGCAUCAUGUUAUGGAAACCUAGGUACUGUGUUUAAAACUGUUGGCCAAUACGACAAAACUAAAGAGUAUCUCCAAAAAGCGCUUGUCAUCACAACUGAAAUUGGCCACAGAAAAGGGGAGGCAGCUAACUAUGGAAACCUCGGUACUGCGUUUAAGUCCGUUGGCCAAUACGACAAGGCUAAAGAGUAUCUCCAAAAAGCGCUUGCCAUAACAAUCAAAAUUGGCGACAGAAGCGGAGAAGCAUCAUGGUAUGGAAGCCUAGGUACUGUGUUUAGGUCGCUUGGCCAAUACGACAAGGCUGAAGAGUAUCUCCAAAAAGCGCUUGUCAUCACAACUGAAAUUGGCGACAGAAAAGGGGAGGCAGCUAACUAUGGAAACCUCGGUACUGUGUUUAAGUCGCUUGGCCAAUACGACAAGGCUGAAGAGUAUCUCCAAAAAGCGCUUGUCAUCACAGCUGAAAUUGGCGACAGAAGAGGGGAGGCAGCUAGCUAUGGAAACCUAGGUAGUGUGUUUCUGUCAGUUGGCCAAUACGACAAGGCUAAAGAGUAUCUCCAAAAAGCGCUUGUCAUCAGAACUGAAAUUGGCAACAGAGAAGGGGAGGCGGCUCACUAUGGAAACCUAGGUAGUGUGUUUCUGUCCGUUGGCCAAUACGACAAGGCUAAAGAGUAUCUCCAAAAAGCGCUUGUCAUCACAACUGAAAUUGGCCACAGAGAAGGGGAGGCAGCUAACUAUGGAAGCCUAGGUACUGUGUUUAUGUCCGUUGGCCAAUACGACAAGGCUGAAGAGAAUCUUCAAAAAGCGCUUGUCAUCACAACUGAAAUUGGCGACAGAAAAGGGGAGGCAGCUAACUAUGGAAACCUCGGUACUGUGUUUACGUCCGUUGGCCAAUACGACAAGGCUAAAGAGUAUCUCCAAAAAGCGCUUGUCAUCACAACUGAAAUUGGCGACAGAGAAGGGGAGGCAGCUAACUAUGGAAGCCUAGGUACUGUGUUUAUGUCCGUUGGCCAAUACGACAAGGCUGAAGAGUAUCUCCAAAAAGCGCUUGUCAUCACAACUGAAAUUGGCGACAGAAAAGGGGAGGCAGCUAACUAUGGAAACCUCGGUACUGUGUUUACGUCCGUUGGCCAAUACGACAAGGCUAAAGAGUAUCUCCAAAAAGCGCUUGUCAUCACAACUGAAAUUGGCGACAGAAGAGGGGAGGCAGCUAACUAUGGAAGCCUAGGUACUGUGUUUAUGUCCGUUGGCCAAUACGACAAGGCUAAAGAGUAUCUCCAAAAAGCGCUUGUCAUCAGAACUGAUAUUGGCGACAGAAAAGGGGAAGCAUCAUGUUAUGAAAACCUAGGUACUGUGUUUAUGUCCGUUGGCCAAUACGACAAGGCUGAAGAGUAUCUCCAAAAAGCGCUUGUCAUCACAACUGAUAUUGGCGACAGAGAAGGGGAAGCAUCAUGUUAUGGAAACCUAGGUAGUGUGUUUCUGUCAGUUGGCCAAUACGACAAGGCUAAAGAGUAUCUCCAAAAAGCGCUUGUCAUCAGAACUGAAAUUGGCGUCAGAAAAGGGGAGGCAGCUAACUAUGGAAACCUCGGUACUGUGUUUAAGUCGCUUGGCCAAUACGACAAGGCUGAAGAGUAUCUCCAAAAAGCGCUUGUCAUCACAGCUGAAAUUGGCGACAGAAAAGGGGAGGCAGCUAACUAUGGAAACCUCGGUACUGUGUUUAAGUCGCUUGGCCAAUACGACAAGGCUGAAGAGUAUCUCCAAAAAGUGCUUGUCAUCACAACUGAAAUUGGCGACAGAAAAGGGGAGGCAGCUAACUAUGGAAACCUCGGUACUGUGUUUAAGUCGCUUGGCCAAUACGACAAGGCUGAAGAGUAUCUCCAAAAAGCGCUUGUCAUCACAGCUGAAAUUGGCGACAGAAGAGGGGAGGCAGCUACCUAUGGAAACCUAGGUAGUGUGUUUCUGUCAGUUGGCCAAUACGACAAGGCUAAAGAGUAUCUCCAAAAAGCGCUUGUCAUCAGAACUGAAAUUGGGGACAGAGAAGGGGAGGCGGCUCACUAUGGAAACCUAGGUAGUGUGUUUCUGUCCGUUGGCCAAUACGACAAGGCUAAAGAGUAUCUCCAAAAAGCGCUUGUCAUCACAACUGAAAUUGGCCACAGAGAAGGGGAGGCAGCUAACUAUGGAAGCCUAGGUAGUGUGUUUCUGUCAGUUGGCCAAUACGACAAGGCUGAAGAGUAUCUCCAAAAAGCGCUUGUCAUCACAACUGAAAUUGGCGACAGAAAAGGGGAGGCAGCUAACUAUGGAAACCUCGGUACUGUGUUUAUGUCCGUUGGCCAAUACGACAAGGCUAAAGAGUAUCUCCAAAAAGCGCUUGUCAUCACAACUGAAAUUGGCGACAGAAGAGGGGAGGCAGCUAACUAUGGAAGCCUAGGUAGUGUGUUUAUGUCCGUUGGCCAAUACGACAAGGCUAAAGAGUAUCUCCAAAAAGCGCUUGUCAUCAUAACUGAUAUUGGCGACAGAGAAGGGGAAGCAUCAUGUUAUGAAAACCUAGGUAGUGUGUUUCUGUCCGUUGGCCAAUACGACAAGGCUGAAGAGUAUCUCCAAAAAGCACUUGUCAUCACAACUGAAAUUGGCGACAGAGAAGGGGAGGCAUCAUGUUAUGGAAACCUAGGUACUGUGUUUAAAACUGUUGGCCAAUACGACAAGGCUGAAGAGUAUCUCCAAAAAGCGCUUGUCAUCACAACUGAAAUUGGCGACAGAAAAGGGGAGGCAGCUAACUAUGGAAACCUCGGUACUGUGUUUAAGUCGCUUGGCCAAUACGACAAGGCUGAAGAGUAUCUCCAAAAAGCGCUUGUCAUCACAACUGAAAUUGGCAACAGAAGAGGGGAGGCAGAUAACUAUGGAAGCCUAGGUACUGUGUUUAUGUCCGUUGGCCAAUACGACAAGGCUAAAGAGUAUCUCCAAAAAGCGCUUGUCAUCACUACUGAAAUUGGCUACAGAGAAGGGGAGGCAACAUGUUAUGGAAACCUAGGUACCGCUGUGUUUAGAAGUGUUCGUGAUUUUGAAGCUUCGGAAGUAUGCUUGGAGAAAGCUUUAUUCAUAUCCAGAGAUAUUGGAAAUGGAAGAAAAGAGUUCGAAAUCCUCGUAAAUUACGCCGUUUUGUAUCUUUACCAAUAUAAAAUCAAAGACUCGAUGUCGUGUCUUCAUCUGUGCAUUGAAAAGUAUGAGGAGCUGAGAUAUUUCUUGGGCGCCAAUGAUCAGUUCAAAACAUCGUUACUGGAGGGCACAGGAAUAUUUCCUUACAAACUGCUUUGUACUUUGCUUUGUGCCACCGGAAAUGCUCGGGAUGCUAUUUAUGUUGAGGAGUUGGGUCGAGCUAGAGGCCUAUCAGACUUAAUGGCAGAGAAGUACUCGGUUGAAACGCACAUCUCUGCUAAUCCACAAUCUUGGUUUGGCAUUGAGAACAUUUUAAGAAAGCAAAAAAACUGUACUUGUCUGUACAUUUCUUAUUUUCAGAAUAGUCUGCAUUUGUGGAUCUUGAAAACAAGUGGAGUCCUUCACUAUAGAAGAGUAUCACCAGAAGAGAAUCUAGUUCAGGCUGGGUUACCCAAAGAUUUGCAUUUGAGUCAAUUUUUGGAUGAUAAUUUCCGGAGUCUUGGUAUUUUGCCCCCUAAAGAUUGUGAAGAUCGGUCUUUAAAUACGAUUAAAUUGCAACCUCUCUCCCCCGCGCAAAAGAGCUCAGCAAGAUUACGACUCGUGGAGGAGGACGAGGACGAGGACGAGGACGAGGACGAGAAAGUGAUUUCAAGUCUACAUUUAUGUUACAAAAUGUUCAUUGCCCCCGUUUAUGAUUUGCUUGAUGAGCCUGAAGUCAUUAUUGUUCCUGACCGCAGGUUAUACAAAGUUCCUUUUGCUGCCCUGAGUGAAAAGGAAGGAGCCGAAUACUUGUCAGAGACCCAUAAGAUCCGUAUCAUUCCUUCGUUGACAACACUCAAGUACAUUCAAGAUAGUCCAGAGGACUAUCACAGCAACACUGGUGCCUUGGUAAUAGGCAAUCCCAAGGUUAAUUGGCUGCAACCAUUGCCAGCUGCAAGAAAGGAAGCGGAGAUGGUCGGACGACUGGUGGGUGUUCCGCCUCUAGUUGAAGAGAAAGCAACGAAGCAGGCGGUACUUGAGCGGAUAAGUUCAGUGAGCUUGAUACAUUUUGCUGCCCAUGGUAACGCGGAAAGAGGAGAAAUUGCACUCUCCCCCAUUCCUACACCCAACAGUCAAAACGCUAUCCCGAAGGAAGCUUACAUGUUGACGAUGGCUGAUGUCUCACGAGUGAAAGUCAGAGCUAAACUGGUGGUACUUAGCUGCUGUCACAGUGGAAGUGGAGAGAUAAGAGCCGAGGGAGUUAUAGGAAUUGCCCGUGCGUUCUUAGGAUCCGGUGCUCGCUCGGUGUUGGUUGCGCUGUGGGCCAUUCCAGACUCAGCAACAGAGCAGCUGAUGAGUCGGUUCUACGAACACCUCAUUGAAGGUGGAAGUGCCAGUGAAUCCCUUCAUCAUGCCAUGAAGUGGAUGAGAAAAAACGGCUUGAACAAAAUGUCUGAGUGGGCUUCGUUUACGCUGAUUGGAGAUGAUGUGAGACUCGACUUU
Molecule: messenger RNA, 8751 nt
Organism: Pocillopora meandrina
Lineage: Eukaryota; Metazoa; Cnidaria; Anthozoa; Scleractinia; Pocilloporidae
Source: the annotation of a GenBank genome assembly